Molecule: messenger RNA, 2961 nt
Organism: Branchiostoma belcheri (Belcher's lancelet)
Lineage: Eukaryota; Metazoa; Chordata; Leptocardii; Amphioxiformes; Branchiostomatidae
Exons: 16
Molecular function (GO): calcium ion binding; protein binding
Source: RefSeq, a predicted model, not a curated record
AUGGAAUCGGCACAUUCUGUUGACGUGGACAUCAGAAACGGCCAGGAGCCAAAAGUUAGACGCAGUAUCGACAUGAAAAUCGACGUGGAUUCCACUGUAACCGAUGAACGAUGUGACCAGGUACUUAGUGACGAUGAAAAGCUGAUGGAGGUUCAGACAGACACGUUAGAAGAUGACCUGGGUGGUUCCUAUGAUGAUGAGGAAAGUUCCGAGUCUGAGUUCUACACGGAGGAGGAGGAGGGGGAGUACCACAGUGAUGUCUCCCUGGAUGAAGAUGAAGACCAGGAGCCACCUGAGCCAGGCAUGACGCCAAGAAUGGCGCUGAAGGGAGACACUGGCAUAGAAGAUGUACCAGGUAAACAAGAGUACAUUGACGCAUGUAAACAUCUGGGUGUGGUUCCGGUCUGGUCGUUUGUCCGGAUGAUGCGGGUUCACCGACUCCGGAUCCGGCACCGCAGUCUCGGACCCCUGGGAACGAGGGCGAUCUGCGUUCCUAUCGCGCUGAGUCCGUAUAUCACGGCUCUGGACCUGGAGGAUAACGGGAUGGGAGCAGAGGGAGUCUGGCACGUCAGCGACAUGCUGAAGUUCAACCAACUCAUCACAACAGUGAAUCUAUCGUAUAACAACCUGGGCCCAGAAGGCGCCCUCGCCAUGGCGGAUAUGCUGGUCGAGAACAAAGUCAUCACGUCUAUAAACCUGUCAGGCAAUCAUUUCGGGGAGUCGGAUGGGGUACAUUUUGCAAGGGUGUUGAAGGACAAUACGUCUCUACGAGAGCUGAUACUGAAAGAAAACGAAUUUAGAGAGAACGGAGCGAGACUGAUAGGAAAGGGUUUGGUUCUCAACAGCACCUUACGGCGGCUGGACCUGAGCUGGAACCACAUCCGGAACAAAGGUGCCCUGGCCAUCUGCACGGCCAUGAAGAAAAACGAGGGUCUGCGUGACCUUGACGUGUCGUGGAACGGGUUCAGUGACGCAGGCGCAAUCGCCAUGGCGGCGACCCUGAAGGUCAACGUGACCCUGGCUGACCUGGACCUGACCAAUAACAGAAUAGGUCCGACGGGUGUCCGGGCGAUGGCCAACGCGCUACUGGUCAACCAGACGCUGACCACACUCAGAAUGGGGAAGAACAACGUGCCCUACGAGGAAGGCACCAUUCUGCUCAAAGCCAUCAAGAAGAACAAGAACUCAGCCAUGUCCGAACUGGACCUCACGUUGGACCUGACGGACAGGCUCCGCUCGGCCAGCCAGAUGCUCUCGGUCUGGGCCCUCAGUGACGCCGCCGGCAGUCUGGGGUUAGCCCGGGGUUGGUACCGUGGCUGCGACCGGCGGUAUUUUCUCCCGGAGGGGGAUAUUCCUGAGAAAAUAAGACAAAGAAUCAGAACCAUCGCGGCACCGGCACGCCUUCGUGACAGCGGCUCGGUAGUUUACUCCCUGGAAGACGUAAACCAGCGGGUUGACGGCGGGGUUCAGAUCGUACAGGAGGCGGAGGACGAAGUCCAGGCUGUCCGGCAGCGAGGCGGCACCGCGCGAGGCCGGCAGCGCCAUCAGGCGGGCGAGCUGCAGGGGCAGGCGGGUCACCAGGAACACGCCCGACACCACCAGCACCAUGCGGGUCACCCGGUUCCGCGCUUUGAAGACGCACGUGGUCUGGGCGGCCCCGCGCAGGUGGUCGUGCAGGCGCACGUAGUGUGGCGUCACCACGCACAGCGGCACGAGGAACGCCAGCACCAGGCCGUACGACUGCAUGAUGACGCCGAACGUCUGGACGUCCGUGCCGCUCGGGCUGGCGUAGACGCAGACUGGGGUAGAGUGCCGGGCAACCAGGUGGGAGAGAACGCCGCACGGGACGGACAGGACCAGCACCGCCAGCCACACCAGGCCGGAGUACAUGGCGGCUCUCGGUACCGUGCGUCUGUGCAUGUACUGGAACGGGUGGACCACCGACCGGUACCGCUGGACGCCCAGGAUGGUCAGGAAGCACGAACUGCCGAACAGAGUCAUGAACUGUACGAUGUUGCAGUCAGCCAGGACUUCCUGCGAUUCCUGCGUAAGAUCAACAAACUGAAGGGAAGGAAUAUGACCGCUGUCUACGGCUUUGUGCAAAGAAAGGUGAUGAAGCAGGACUGGCAGCAGCCGCUGGAGGAUCCCCGCCGGAUCUUCCAAGACUACAUCCUGCGGAACCACCUGCGGGUCUCAGACGUCUUCCGCCGAUUCGACAAGAAACAGAACAUGGUCAUCACGGUCGACGAGUUCCGCGCCGGCAUGAAGGAGUCUAACAUCAUCAUGGAGCCGUGGCAGCUGGAGCGGCUCAUCCAACAACUGGACUCUGACGGGGACGGGCUCAUCGACUACAGUGAUCUGCUGGAGGGACAGCGGAAGCUGGUGCACAAGGAGCGGCGGCAGCUCAAGCGCAAACUCACCAAGAAGAAAAUCAAAGUGGACGAGAAGAAACAAGUGCUGGAACAGAUGGACGUGGCGCUUCGGGCCAAACCACCAAAAGAGCCUGUCCCCCUUUGGAGAGCCGUCAGUAAGCUGGCCUUGCUGGCCACCCGGUCCAACUCGAGGGACUCCCGGCGCAGCAGCGUGCUACAGACGCCCAGACUUCCCUCGCUGACCGAGGGGCAGGCUGUCAGUACCGCUGUGAGUCGCUGGACGGCGCUGACGGCACGGCGGGCAUCGCCGCGCACUACGUCGCAGCUAUCACUGCGCACCACGUCACAGCUCUCGCCGCGCAUUACCUCACAGUCCGUCCUCAAGGCCCCGGAUGAACCCGAGACGACGGACCAGCCGAUCCUGCCGGCACAGCCAGCUCCGAAGGCUUCGGGAAUCAUCGCCGUGGAUCGGAUGUCUCCGGUAAAACGAUCGGCCGCUGACAGGCGUCUGUCGGCCGGUGGGCGGGCGACAAGAGUGACCACCCCGCUCACCAUGAUGUCAAUAUUAAGCAGAGAAAUGGCCAACUCU